AGUACCACACGAACGAACAUACAUCACGUUCCAUUAGAUAUAAGAAAAGAGAAGUUCUUAUGGCUGAGCUUGUGAGAAAGUUCCUCGGCCUAAAACUAAAAUCCAACCACCACCACCACCACCAUCAUCAUCAUCAAUGGCUACUCUCAAACUCAUCUCUCUUUCUCUCUGCCCCUCUUUUAAACGCCAUUUUCGCGACACCAACAUUAAUCCAACCCCAGUUUCCUCCAUUAGUCCUCCACUGCAAAACACUCGCUCCGAUUCGAACCCAAUAAAUUUGAAGUCCUUUUCCAUUUCUUAUCGAUUCUCGGCUUCCGAAGACGAGGCUGAGAAUUGCAGCUUCGACGAGGCAGUGGAGCUUUUCAACAGGAGGGAGUAUUACAAGUGCCAUGACUUGCUCGAAGCGCUCUGGAAUAAAGCCGAAGAGCCUUCUAGAACUCUCAUUCAUGGGAUUCUCCAGUGUGCUGUCGGAUUCCAUCACCUUUUCAACCGGAAUCAUAGAGGAGCAAUGAUGGAGCUGGGUGAAGGGGUGUGCAAGCUAAGAAAGAUGGACUUCAAGAGCGGACCUUUUCAUCAGUUUGAGCGAGACAUCUCUGCAGCUCUUGAUUUUAUUUACCAAACUCAGAUUGAAUUAGCUGCUUGUGGUGAUGAUCUGUGUGUUGCAAUGGAUCAAUCAGAGAGAUCAUACCUACUUCUCGGGGGUUAUGCUGCGGGGCAGCAUCUAUAUAAGCUGCAAAGUGACUCUGAUGAUCAAACAAUGUACAUUGUGUUUAGCCCUGAUGGUUCUUAUGCCAAUGGUGAGCCACCAAGGGUAAAGCUACCCAUCCUCAAUGCAACGACAGAAUUACUCGAGGCCUGUGACUACUAUUGACUUCAUGUUUGGAUUCUUCAACCUGUAUUUAGUACUUUGGGUCCAGUUCAGGAGUCAUAUUACCAUACCGAUACCAGGGUACCAGUUUCCUUUCUGCUGUUGAGUCAUAGCACUACUUUGAUCCGAGGGUGAAAGCAUUAAUCAAACAGGUACUGGCUCUGUAAUAUCCUAAAAUUUCUCCUAGUUCGAACGGUUAGCUUUUAUGUAUAGUGAAAAUACCAUUCGGAGGAUGUCAACUUGUUGUAGUAAUGACACCUAUACAUGUAUAUCAAAAUCUAACGUUACUAUUGU
Morus notabilis is the source of this 1162-nucleotide messenger RNA. RefSeq lists its product as uncharacterized. Bases 137 to 871 code for a protein of 244 amino acids. Lineage: Eukaryota; Viridiplantae; Streptophyta; Magnoliopsida; Rosales; Moraceae. The record is from RefSeq and is a predicted model, not a curated record. The transcript is spliced from 3 exons.